UAUCACAUGCGAAAUAAGUCACGCAUUUUACCUCAAGAAUUCACGUAAAGAUAUUUUUAAAAUUAAUAGUGAUGGUCAGUCAGGUUGUCUACGGCUUCUCUUGAACCUUUGCGAUAAUUUAAAACCCAGGUAACUGCAGUACAAUGUAGAUAACGAAAAUAAGAGAAGAAACGUUGGUUUAAGUCUUGGGUUUGUGAGUACUGUUAAACUUUACAAAGAUUCAGUCUGUUUGGUUGAAGAGACAUUGCUUCAAAAAUUGACGACAUAUUUUUUUUUCGAUACUAAAUCGUAUAGAUUUUAUUUAAAAACUGAGUAAUUAAAUCUUUAAUAAAGUUUUUUUUUUUUACAAAUUUUUAUAUUUUUUUAAUUUUGAUAUUCAAAAAAAAAUAUGACUAUUAAAAUUAUAUUUAUAAUUUUUAUUGUAAUUUUGGACAGUAUUGAUGGGCUUUAUGUACCAAAUAACAAUAAUUGUACUUAUUCUGGUACUGAUUGUCCAUACUUACCUUGUUGUCAUAGAGGGUACAAGUGUAAAUUAAUUAAUCGGAAUAUAUAUGACGAAAAUCAUGUAUUAGUGGAGCAACGAUCGGAGUACAAGUGUUUGGCACGAAAAAGAUUAGGGUGGCACUGUUCAUACGACGAAGAAUGUAUGCAUAUAAAAAAUGCUAAGUGUAUUAAUUGGAGUUGUCAAUGCGAUUGGAAUUCUGUUGGACUGAAUCGAACUAAAUGUGUCCUAGUCAAAAUGUGGUGAUGUGGACAAAAUUAUUUAUACUGAUUUAAAAUAAAAUUAAAAAAAUGAAAAAUAAUAAAAAAUAACAUAAAU
Microplitis demolitor is the source of this 820-nucleotide messenger RNA. RefSeq lists its product as uncharacterized. Bases 389 to 748 code for a protein of 119 amino acids. The record is from RefSeq and is a predicted model, not a curated record. Lineage: Eukaryota; Metazoa; Arthropoda; Insecta; Hymenoptera; Braconidae. The transcript is spliced from 5 exons.